AUGGCUCCCAUCAAGGUCGGCAUCAACGGAUUCGGUCGCAUUGGCCGAAUCGUCUUCCGCAACGCCGCCGAGCUCGAGAACAUCGAGGUCGUCGCCGUCAACGACCCCUUCAUUGAGCCUCACUACGCUGAGUACAUGCUCAAGUAUGACUCUUCCCACGGUGUCUUCAAGGGUACCGUCGCCAACGACGGCACCGACCUGGUCGUCAACGGCAAGACCGUCAAGUUCUACUCCAAGCGCGACCCCUCGGAGAUCCCCUGGGCUGAGGCCGGCGCCGAGUACGUCGUCGAGUCCACUGGUGUUUUCACCACCAUCGAGAAGGCCAAGGCCCAUCUCGUCGGUGGCGCCAAGAAGGUUGUCAUCUCCGCUCCUUCUGCCGAUGCCCCCAUGUACGUGAUGGGUGUCAACCACGAGAAGUACGACGGCAGCGCCGACAUCAUCUCCAACGCCUCUUGCACCACCAACUGCCUGGCUCCCCUCGCCAAGGUCAUCAACGACAAGUACACCAUCAUUGAGGGUCUCAUGACCACUGUCCACUCCUACACCGCCACCCAGAAGACCGUCGAUGGUCCCUCCUCCAAGGACUGGCGAGGUGGCCGUGGCGCUGCCCAGAACAUCAUCCCCUCCAGCACCGGUGCCGCCAAGGCUGUCGGCAAGGUCAUUCCCGAGCUCAACGGCAAGCUCACUGGCAUGUCCAUGCGUGUCCCUACCGCCAACGUCUCCGUUGUCGACCUGACUGUCCGCAUUGAGAAGGGUGCUUCUUACAGCGACAUCAAGGCCACCAUCAAGGAGGCUGCUGAGGGCGACCUCAAGGGCGUCUUGGCCUACACUGAGGACGAUGUUGUCUCCUCUGACUUGAACGGCAACAGCAACUCCUCCAUCUUCGAUGCCAAGGCCGGUAUUGCCCUCAACGACAACUUCGUCAAGCUGGUCAGCUGGUACGACAACGAGUGGGGUUACUCCCGCCGUGUCCUCGACCUCCUGGCCCACGUUGCCAAGGUCGAUGCUUCCCUGUAA
This is a messenger RNA of Ilyonectria robusta, 1017 nucleotides long. Its product is annotated as glyceraldehyde-3-phosphate dehydrogenase. NCBI's taxonomy places the organism in Eukaryota, Fungi, Ascomycota, Sordariomycetes, Hypocreales, Nectriaceae. The record is from RefSeq and is a predicted model, not a curated record. The transcript is spliced from 3 exons. Gene Ontology annotation, biological process: glucose metabolic process. Gene Ontology annotation, molecular function: oxidoreductase activity, acting on the aldehyde or oxo group of donors, NAD or NADP as acceptor; NAD binding; NADP binding. Bases 1 to 1017 code for a protein of 338 amino acids.